Molecule: messenger RNA, 2584 nt
Organism: Salmo salar (Atlantic salmon)
Lineage: Eukaryota; Metazoa; Chordata; Actinopteri; Salmoniformes; Salmonidae
Product: claudin-14-like
Cellular component (GO): membrane; bicellular tight junction
Molecular function (GO): structural molecule activity
Source: RefSeq, a predicted model, not a curated record
CCCUCCCUCUUCCCCUGGGGCAGGAACUAUGUUCGCAUCUAACCCUGAUAGAGCUGAAGUAAGCUACACCAGACCGAGCCACACUGUGUCACAUUACUGACAGACGGUUGUCACCUCCCUGACAGGACAAUAAGAACACACACAUACCCAUACACUGCCCCCACUUGGACACUGAAGCAGAGGCAACACUGGUGAUAGAGGGAAAGAGAGAGCAAGAGAGAGCAAGCAGACAGAGAGCUGGUCUGGUCUGGGUUAUGGCGUGCAGCAUUGACAAGCCUGUUAACUAUAGAGUCAUAUAAAUGCUUUAUAACAUGGGUCUGUGAAUCUGCAUAGAACACGUAAGCAUAGACUGCCAGCCGCUUCCCGCCUUCUGCAGCAUUGGACAGCACCCUGCUGGAUAUGCAUGUCACAGGGGCAGGGGGACAGUCACAGCCAAAGAGAGACUAGUUAGCUGAGCCCAGAGGACUACAAUCAACAGGUGGAGCUGAACGAAUAAGAUAUUAGUCGCAGGCUCAGCCAACAAGACCAGGGACAGAAGCGUCAGUAGAAGGCCCUGUCAGCGAGAGCUCUGGAGAGCAUGUGGAAGCCACAGCUAUUGUUUAAAACAACUCCAAAGACAACAACUGAAGCCUAGCCCCAGAGACUGAAGUCACUGCACAGAGCUCCGGAGACAACACUGAAGCCUAGCCCCAGAGACUGAAGUCACUGCACAGAGCUCCGGAGACAACACUGAAGCCUAGCCCCAGAGACUGAAGUCACGGCACAGAGCUCCGGAGACAACACUGAAGCCUAGCCCCAGAGACUGAAGUCACGGCACAGAGCGUCGGAGACAACACUGAAGCCUAGCCCCAGAGACUGAAGUCACUGCACAGAGCGCCGGAGACAACACUGAAGCCUAGCCCCAGAGACUGAAGUCACUGCACAGAGCUCCGGAGACAACACUGAAGCCUAGCCCCAGAGACUGAAGUCACUGCACAGAGCUCCGGAGACAACACUGAAGCCAGCGAAACCACAACCCCUGAGCCCAAAAGAGACCAUCACUGCGGGAUGGCUUCAACACUGUGACUGACUCUAGACCCACUGGAGUUUCAACUGUACAGCUGGGAACCAGAGCUAAAGACGAGAAUAAUAGGAUACUAAACUCACGUCUCAAAGGGAUUAUUGUGUGGUUGUGUGUGUGGCUCUGUGUGUGUGGUUCUGUGUGUGUUGUCUUGGGUGUAGCAGUGCAGUGUGUGAGCUAGUUUUGUUUUAAGUUCUGUGUGUGUAGUUCUCCAUCAGCAGAUGUUGCAGAAAUGGCCAACAUGGUGGUCCAGCUCUUGGGCUUCUUCCUGGGUCUGUUGGGGCUUGUGGGUAGUGUAGUUGCUACAGUGCUCCCCCACUGGCGGCGGACGUCAUAUGUGGGCUCUAACAUCAUCACAGCCACUGCAUACAUGAAGGGGCUCUGGAUGGAGUGUGUGUGGCACAGCACGGGCAUCUACCAGUGUGAAGUACAUCGCUCAAUGCUGGCUUUGCCACCUGACCUGCAAGUAGCGCGGGCGUUGAUGGUGCUAUCCUGUCUGACCUCCACCCUGGCGGUCCUGGUGUCCUCUACAGGGAUGAAGUGUACCCGCUGUGCCCGACGCUCCCCCACCAAGCACGUCCUGGCCAUCAGUGGAGGGGUCUGCUUUCUGUCUGCAGGCAUGCUCUGCCUUAUCACUGUCUGCUGGACAACCAAUGAUGUCAUCCUCGACUUCUACAACCCCAUCCUACCUGAAGGUAUGAAGUAUGAGAUUGGCAUGGCAGUGUAUUUGGGCUAUGUCUCGGCCUGUCUAAGUCUGAUGGGAGGGGCGGUGCUCUGUUGGAACUGUGAGGGGCGGCCCGGGAACGCCCUCCCCCUCCAUAUACCUCGUCAUCACCACCCUCCUCCUCCCCCUGUCUUCAGCACUUUAAACACCCCAGCACCCCCCUACUAUCCCCCUGCCGCGCUGAAUGGCAACCGCACUCCCUCACGCACCUCAGUGUCCAGCAGUGGCUACAGACUCAACGACUAUGUCUAAGGGACGGAGUACACACUCAAUUAUUACUUCCUAGUGUGGAAGUGGACACACUUAAUGAUUAUGUUUGAAUGUGGAAUAUAAUACAGACUGAUUGACUAGGUCUAAGGGAGGUUCACACUCAAUGACUUUCCAGACAACCUCCAGAGAGUGAGUGAGGAUGAGUGUGUUUUACAGUGUUGAUGUUGUUCAGGUUGUGUCCUUCCUCUCUAGUGCUUCUCUGAGGUAAAGUCCACAAGGUAAUCCUGUCCUCUUUAUCCUGUUGACUUUGUAUGUUCCCUAUAAGAAUCCAGAAACACACUUUUGAACAUCAACAGCCUUAUUAUCUGAUACAAAACGAGCUUCCUUCGUAAAGGCCUUUAGGACAAAGACAGCAUAUACCAUAAUGAUAAGCCAUAUAGUUUUCUUCCAUAUAUAUUAUUAUGUGUUCCAGUUUCAUAGCUCAUAACUUCAUGGCUGUUAGAUGAACACAAAUAGAUUUUUAACUGCUCCAAUUGUUGUGAAGCACUUCCUGUCUUCUCUAUUAUUUAAUAUAUGUAAACUGCUUUAUA